Peronospora matthiolae is the source of this 270-nucleotide messenger RNA. Lineage: Eukaryota; Oomycota; Peronosporomycetes; Peronosporales; Peronosporaceae. The record is from the annotation of a GenBank genome assembly.
AUGAAGUGCUCCAACUCCUUAAAAGAGAAUAUCUCCGGGCCCAGCUUUUUCACGGAUUCGAUCCUCGGCACGCUGAAUCUUUUCAUCGAGCUACUCAACAAGAAGAAUGAGAAAACGGAAGGGUUCAUCAAGGACACUCUGUUAAAAGUGUUGUUGAGAGACUUUGGUGGGUACAGUCUCGCUCGUGUACUUUCCGUUGCCAAGACCAGGAAGCCGGCGAUGGGAAACUCGCUAAAUCGCUACAAACCGAGCUACUGCAGCAGUUGGUAG